Fusarium pseudograminearum CS3096 is the source of this 2109-nucleotide messenger RNA. RefSeq lists its product as uncharacterized. Lineage: Eukaryota; Fungi; Ascomycota; Sordariomycetes; Hypocreales; Nectriaceae. The coding region runs from base 1 to 2109 and encodes 702 amino acids. The transcript has 2 exons. Gene Ontology annotation, biological process: magnesium ion transport. Gene Ontology annotation, cellular component: membrane. The record is from RefSeq and is a predicted model, not a curated record. Gene Ontology annotation, molecular function: magnesium ion transmembrane transporter activity.
AUGCGGCAUGCGGACGUCGAACCGCCAUGGCCAUCGAUGGUGAUCGAUCCAUGGGCGCAAAAUAACUAUAGCAACCCUUCGCAUCACGGCGAUUCUAGGAAACCCGGCGAUAAAAUACAGGAAUGGUCUUCGCUUAUUGGUAUCGUCACAGCCAUUGUGGGCAACGUUCUUAUCGCUCUUGCGCUCAAUGUCCAGAGAUACGCCCACAUCCGGCUGCAUAAGCAACGGAAUAGAAACCGAAGGAGAGCCAAGGAAGCUACGAAACAUAACCAAAACGGAGACCACGGAGGAUCAUAUGGUACUAUCGGCGGAGAUAGCAACGGAGCCGGAUAUCACAAUGGCCAUGGUGCAGAUGAACAAAAUCACGCCAACGGGAGUCGUGAGACAGACCCUUUGACUGGAUCUUUCCACUCGGAAGCCUCCGAAAGCUCUGGCAGCAAGCAAGAUGAAGACGACACAUCAGCUUCGUACCUCAAAUCUCCCUACUGGUGGCUCGGUCAAGUUCUUAUCACGCUCGGAGAAAUGGGCAACUUUUUGGCAUACGGAUUUGCUCCCGCCUCGAUCGUCUCUCCGCUUGGUGUCGUUGCGUUGAUAUCAAACUGUAUCAUUGCGCCAGCCAUGUUUCACGAAAAGUUUCGCCAUCGCGACUUCUGGGGUGUGGUGAUUGCCGUGGGUGGUGUAGUUACUGUUGUUUUGAGCGCAAAGCAAGAGGAGACCAAACUGAACCCUCAUGACGUGUGGGAUGCCAUCACUACCUUGGCUUUUGAGAUUUAUCUGGCUGUGACCAUAUUUCUUAUUAUAUGCCUCAUGUGGGCAAGUCCCAGGUAUGGGAAGCGCACAAUUCUCAUUGACCUGGGACUGGUCGGCUUGUUUGGUGGUUACACUGCUCUUGCGACCAAGGGCGUAUCUUCAAUGUUGUCGUCCACUUUAUGGCGUGCCUUUGCAACUCCUGUCACAUAUGUUCUCAUCGCGAUCCUUCUUGGUACGGCUAUUAUGCAAAUUCGUUACGUCAACAGGGCUCUGCAACGAUUCGACUCGACACAGGUCAUCCCGAUCCAGUUCGUCAUGUUUACGCUUUGUGUGAUUAUUGGCAGCGCCGUCCUCUAUCGCGACUUUGAGCGCACAAACACCGAGCAGGCGGCCAAAUUUGUUGGAGGCUGUUUACUCACCUUUUUUGGCGUCUUCCUCAUUACUAGCGGACGUGAGCAGAGCCAUGAUGAUGACGAAGUUCUGUCAGAGGCCGGCGAUUUUGAGGACACUAUUGGUCUUGCCAAUCAGGAUGGUAACGGUGCGUCAAAUUACCAAGAUGUUCAAGGGUUUUCUACUCCCAAGUCGCAAUCACGGCGAUCUAGUCAUCUUUCCAAUUUGAACCUCUCUGACGCACACAGAGCCUUGGUAGCAGUUGUCACACCGCAACACGAAAACAUUGUUCCAUCGGCCAAGGUUAUGAAUUCGCAAAGGUCCCCGGGUCAGGAGACUCUAGCUUCUGGUUUUCCUUGGAAUGACUAUGGGGGCCCUUCAACACCACCAGGACGAGGCGUUAGGGCGUACUCGACUGAUUCGGUUCUUGUAGCGCCAGGAGCUACGUCUGCAGGAGCGUUUGCUUCUCACCCAACGACACCAAUGAGAGAGCCUAUGGCGAGUGACGGAUCACUUCUUCCCCGCGCACUUGCUAGCCCUACAAAACCCAGUGGUCCUGGGAGCCGAUCCAGAACUUUUAUCUCCCCCUCUCCCCUCUCCUCGACAGUCACAGCCGUAGUCAAGGAUGCUUUUCUGCGGGCGUCCGAUGAUCCUCGUGUGCGCCAGUCCUCAAUGCGCCGUAUACGUUCCACCAUCCGUGCCGGGCUGUUCUUUAACGAAGACGGUGAGAACGCAGAUGCCGAAAACACUGCCCAAUCAAACAUCUUAUCUACGAGCGCGGCGGUUCCAGCGUCAGUUGAAAAUCUACCCAGCACUCUAGAGGAAGACGAGGGGCCCACAGCGGAGGGCGAUCAGACGCGUCGAAGAUCGCGAAGUGUGAGCGACACAUUAGGCGACUUCUUUGGCGUCAAGCGCAAAAAGCGCUAUGACAGCUAUUUCGCAGGCGACGUAGAAGAUGGGACCUUGUGA